This is a messenger RNA of Seminavis robusta, 1745 nucleotides long. The record is from the annotation of a GenBank genome assembly. Lineage: Eukaryota; Bacillariophyta; Bacillariophyceae; Naviculales; Naviculaceae.
GACUGAAGAUCCGUCAGAUCUCAACCCGAGCACCAUCUCAUUCCUCUAUUUAUUUCACGACGAUCGACGAUGAGGGCAAGGCUAUUACUACUUCUUCUUUGCUUCCUACCUUCGCUCAUUGCUUCCCGUGAUGAUUCUCAUGACAGCAGCAGCGACAGCGAUGAUGAUGAAGCGUGUCCAAGCCUUCCUCUCUCCGAUCAUCUUUUGGAAUUCUACAUUGGAGGAAAGUGGGUCGCUCCCACGCCAUUGACUGCUGCUGCUGAUGAUGAAACUACUACUACUACCAACUCUUCCUCAUUUCAAACCAUGAAUGUGAUCAAUCCCUCCACCGAAGAAUCCAUUGCCACGAUUGCCUUGGGAUCCCUCGCCGAUACCAACGCGGCCGUCCAAGCGGCCCGCGAUGCCCUUUCCACAUGGUCGCAGCAAACAUCCAUUCCCGAACGAAUUGCCUUGGUCGAACAACUCUUGCACAUUUACGACCAACGACAAGAAGAAAUGGCGCAGCUCAUCUCUGCUGAAAUGGGGGCACCCUUGGAUUUUGCACGAGAAGCACAAGUAGGAUCGGGUCUCUAUCAUAUCGAGCAAUUCCUCCAAGCCAUGGAAUACUUUGAACCCGAAAAACUCUUGCCGGGGGUAAUUAUGCAUGACAAUGACAAUGAGAAUAAUCCCACCACGCUCAUUUUUCAAGAACCCGUUGGUGUGGUGGCACUCAUUACCCCCUGGAAUUGGCCCAUGAAUCAAGUCACACUCAAAGUCAUUCCGGCCCUGUUGGUGGGAUGCACUUGUAUCCUCAAACCUUCCGAAGUGGCUCCCCUCUCGUCCUUGCUCUUUGCCGAAAUGAUCCAUCAAGCAGGAUUCCCACCCGGUGUCUUUAAUUUGGUCAAUGGCGACGGGGUCGGUGUCGGGACACAGCUCAGUUCCCAUAUGCACGUUGAUAUGAUUUCCUUUACCGGAUCCACACGAGCGGGAAAACUCAUUUCGCAAGCGGCCGCACUGAGCAAUCUCAAAAAAACAAGUCUCGAAUUGGGUGGCAAGGGAGCCAACAUAAUCUUUGCCGAUAUUGUUGAUGAUGGCUUGCAAGACAUUGUCAAAGCGGGUGUCUGGAGUUGCUUUGAUAAUUCCGGUCAAAGUUGCAACGCUCCGACGCGCAUGUUGGUGGAACGAAGCAUUUACGACACUGCCAUUCAAAUUGCCAAUGAUACGAUUCAUGGAGACGAUAUCGUCUUUCGGCCCGCGCACCACGAAGGUGACUUUUACGGUCCCGUUUCCAGUCGGGUGCAAUACGAACGAGUUCAACGAUACAUUCAGCUUGGCAUGGACGAAGGAGCCACCUUGGUGGCGGGUGGAUUGGGACGGCCGGACGGUGUGACACGAGGGUAUUUUGUGCGACCCACCAUUUUUGCCGACGUCACACCGGACAUGACAAUUAUGCAGGAGGAAAUCUUUGGACCCGUCUUGUCCAUCAUGCCAUUUGAUACGGAAGAGGAGGCGCUGGAGAUUGCCAAUGGCACGCCGUACGGACUGUCCAAUUACUUUUACACACGAGAUAAAAGUCGAAGACGGAGACUGGCCAAAUCUCUCAAAUCUGGCAUGGUGGAGAUCAACGGCAUAGGUGCCGAUGAAGGUGCCCCGUUUGCAGCAGUCAGGGCCAGUGGCAAUGGACGAGAAGGGGGUCUAUAUGGUCUGGAAGACUUUUGUGUCAUCAAAGUGGUUUCGGGUAUGUAGUGGGACUACCAGAUGCACUA